Molecule: messenger RNA, 417 nt
Organism: Drosophila novamexicana
Lineage: Eukaryota; Metazoa; Arthropoda; Insecta; Diptera; Drosophilidae
Product: ficolin-1-like
Exons: 1
Coding region: 1-417 (138 amino acids)
Source: RefSeq, a predicted model, not a curated record
AUGAGGACACAGGGCGGAGCAUGGACACUGGUCUUGAGGCGUGAGGAUGGCAGUUUUGGAAGGACUAUUAAAAAAGGAUUUGGCAAUGCUACUGGCGAUUUUUUUAUAGGGCUCGAAAAACUGCAUUUCAUGACGAAAGUGGUGGUACAGGAAUUAAUCAUAACCAUGAAGGACUUCAAGGGACAACACAGGUUUGCUAAGUAUGAUUGGUUUGCUAUAGAGAACGAAAAGGAAGCCUAUAAAAUGAAAACAUUAGGCAAAUACUCCGGAGAUGCUACCGACUGUUUGAGAGAACAUGCGGGGCAAAAGUUUUCGUCACGAGAUCGUGAUAACGAUCACCAUGCAGAAAACUGUGCUGAAAAGUUCACAGGUGGCUGGCUGGUGGUACAAGAUGAGUUAUCAUUUCUAUAUAUUUAG